This is a messenger RNA of Porites lobata, 6915 nucleotides long. NCBI's taxonomy places the organism in Eukaryota, Metazoa, Cnidaria, Anthozoa, Scleractinia, Poritidae. The record is from the annotation of a GenBank genome assembly.
GCAAAAAUUACUGUCAAUGCAAACAUGCAUGUCGGGUAAGGUUACUUGCGUACAAAAUCUAUGUUCACGAGGUUUUUUAACUAAAAGCCGUUGAGAUUCAUUCAUAAUCAAAUUUAAAGGGUUGCGAACUGCCAGGAUCGUAAAAAGCCUUCCAUGUGAGUGCGUCCGCAAGAUCUGGACUGUGUGCAGUUAAUCGGAGAGUCUUGCAACAUCUCUGGAACCAUCGACAGAUAAACACAGACAUAUUCUGAACUCAACCAUCUUGUGAUUGAAUCAUGGCUGCAGAUCUGACUACUGCCGAUGUUUACGAAGAUGCUUCGCUUAUAGGGCAAGACAUAGAGAGGGUAAUCGAACGUUUUGGACACGAUGCUGUCAUAGAUUUGAUGCCGAAGAUAAUAAGUGUCCUUGAGAAGCUCGAACUGGUGGUAGCUGAAAAGGAGAAAAACAGACUCGAAAUCGCCGAGCUGAAACUCGAAAAUGAGAGACUUUACACGGAGAUAAAGCGGGAAGCAAGCCAAAGAAGGAGACUAGACGAGGUAAGUUCAGGUUUCGAUCAGUGUUUCAUUAUUCUGUGUCGGAACGCGCGUAGCAUUAAUUAUGGGUACUAAAAUGAGCAAUCGACUGAUGAUGGUUUCUUCUCGGUUCGGAUUGCUGUCAUUGCUUGUUUGGAUGGGUAAUUUGCCUUAUUAUCCGCUAGGUAUCACAUUAGAGGCUAGUGGUUGGCUUACUCAGGGCACUUAAAAUCGAAUCAGCAGUGUUCAAAGGAUCGAUCGAAUACAACAAGUGGUUGCGUCAUUCAGUGUACUGUUCAUUGUAAUUAUUGUAAGUGAGUUGUAUUAAAGUGGUUACUGGGGGUUCUCUGAACAUUAGGGCUGAACCAUGCAAAAAAGCAUUGCGCCUUGGUCGAAACAAAGGUUAUUUGCCCAAAAUUUGACAUCUUCCGUUUUGGAACAUUGUAGUUAUGAUAUUGUUUCGAUAUGUUAAGUUGUUUACUUCAUGUUAUAUUAUGCGGAAAUUCUUUCACCGCAAAACCGCCUGACUAUAUACACAAUUAAUUCCAUACUGAACUGCUCGUGUAAGAACUAAGGUAAAAUUGUUCGUUAGGUCUGACCAUCUAUUAUUCUUUCAUAAACUGACUCACUAUGUCAAGUUGUGGCGGGAUCAAAGUUCCGCUUUGAAGCAGAUACACACAGCCAUCAAGAUCAUCAAGAAAGCAAGCAAUACGCAAAAUCAAUUAAAAAGAAACUUUCAAUAUACGGUGUUUGCCGUUAGAAAGGGAGAUAAUUUUUAUCCCUGUAAUUGCACAAAAUUAGGUAUCACGCAAAAUUUUCGUAGUGAGUACAAUGAGUACAUUCAGAACACAACGUCAUUCAAACCGAGUUUUUUUUUUUUUUUUUUUUUUUUCAUUUUUAGAUUGGCAUUAUUUAAUGUUGGAAAUGACAUCAUCUCAUUAUGGCUCAUGUGACCCAACUGACUAAGCCAAAAAUGUGAAAAUUUUAUUUGGUGCUGACUGUCAGCAAACCUUUUGGAUACGAGGAAUAAGUACAUUACUUUUAGUUCACUGAACCGGAGCAAAUUUAUUGUAAGAAGUGAGAUUGAUUAAUUUCUUUCGUUGCACUUUUAGACUUACCGGUAAGAAAUGUCUUAAUUUCAGGGCAAAAAGCCAUUAUUAUAAUACACCCCGGUUUGCAUAAAUUUACUCUAAUUUAAAGCUCUCAUGAUCAAAGAAAGUUCACCUUUCUUUGUAGAUAAGUGACACGUGACUAUUUUAUGUGAUAAACUGUGCCAAAACAUUUAAAUAACCAAAACUGAACAAGGAAGUCAAGCUGAUUCAUUUAUCAAAGUUCACCUUUGUUUUGUUAGAUGAUCUUUUGUUAUUUAAGAAGAAACACGUGACUAUUUUAUGUGAUAAACUGUGCCAAAACAUUUAAAUAACCAAAACUGAACAAGGAAGUCAAGCUGAUUCAUUUAUCAUGUUUCACCCUGUUACUUCCAGAAGUGGCCACAGUCAAUAAAUUAUUGAAUAAUUAUUUCAACAAAAAUUCCAAAUUUCAUUUUGUAAAAUACUGAAAAACAAAUAACUCCCUGGUGACCCUUUAAGUCUCCAGAGAGUCCAACAUCAAUUUUUGCCUAAAAAAAUCAAGACGUCAUCAAGAGAAAAUGUCAAGCAAAUUAAUGAAAUGAUUUUCAAGGGAAAAGUGCUUUGAUCUUCGUACAAAUAGCCCACGUUCGAUAUAUUAAAAUUCUAAAUUUUUCACAACUCCAUUGUCUUGCAAUUCCCAGAAGAGACUUGAGCGCAAAGGAAACCAAACCAAAAAUAGAAAAGUGACAAGAAAGCCUCUGAGUCGUAUUAGAAUUUUAAUAUAUUGAACAUAGGCAAUUCUCUCUUAAUGAAAUCUAUGGACCAGUGGUCAGUGACUGCAGAGCAAAAUUUGGAAGGAGGCUAACAACCGCUGAAGGUGGCGGCGGGAGAAAUUGAGGGAUCCAGGGGUAUUCUCCCCCCUGAAAUUUUAAAACAGACUCUCGGAAAUGCGAUUUCCAGCGUUUUGAGGUGCAUUGGCAACUUUUUUUUUCAAUCAAUAUUUAUCCAGGGGCAUCCAAUUUAGCAGAAAUGGCGGCAAAAUUAUUGUGGACGCUAUCGCCCGCGGCUCUGCCGUCCCUGGUGGUGGAUUCAGUCAAUAAGUAAUUUUGGGGCACGCUUAUAAGAGGGGGCCCAAAAUAAAAUAUUUUUUUUCUUGGCCUACAGGUCUCAGUUUGGCCUUAAAAUAAGGUGGGGGUGUGAGCCCAAAGGCCCCUCCCCAAGAUCGAGCCUCUCUAUCGGUAGUUCCGGCGAAAUCGAACCGACAGACGAUCAUUCAUCCAAUUCUUUAUUCACACUUUACAAGAUCACCUUUGAUGAAACGACGAUCUUAAGGUGAUGUUACACGGAACGAUUCGUAACGACGAUUUUUAGCGCAACACAGCAUUACAACAUUGUUGCGACGUUGUUUCGAACAGCUGCAACAUUGUUCCAACAUUGCAACACAGUGUUGCGCAAGAAAUCGUCGUUGCGAAUCGUCUCGUGCAACAUCACCUUCGCUACUCCGAUCAAGUUUGACAGCGUUAGUCGUGCGAUGACGGCAAAGAAAUCUGCUGAAAGGUCUGCUGUACGUUCAGAGUUUUUGUUUUUGUUUUUGUGUUGCAUUUUUGUAUUCUUGUUUCCGUUUUCGUGGUUGCUCAGGCUCGCUAGUACCGUUACUACGCAAAACAACUCUUUACACGCGACAGUCAAUUUCGUUGAAAACCCGACGAUUUGAUGAAAAACGUGCCACGACUGAAACGACGUCUGCAGGUACCCACAAAGAGGCCAAAAAUCUACCACUGUGGAGAUCGGUGUGAAGAAUUUUUAUUAGGAUAUUUGGGCUAAAAGGGGUUAAGUGCUUCCAAAGAGGUUUCAGGGACCUUGCGAUCCGACAACGGCGAGGUCCUUGAAAAGUUCGCUAAAAAGGAGACUCCGCGUCCUUUCAAACCAGGGGAGGGAGGGGAAUUUAUGUUGGAGCUGAAGAGAGGGGGCCGCGCCCGAGUUCAGACAGAGGUGUUAGAAUUUAUCGCCUUGCCGUUCCCGUCCUCAAAAAAACUUAAAAUUUGGUCAUUUCACGUUGUAGUCGUGCAGGGACGGCAAAGAAAUGUACAAAAAGGCGUGAUGCAGGGGCAGACUUGUUGUUUCGCCAACUAAACCUAUUGCUCUUUGACGUUGCCGUGGUAGUUUUGUAAGGUGGUCCCUUUUAUUUGAAUGGCAAUACCACUGGAUUUUUUCCACAUGGUCAAAAGUUGUUUGUUAAACUGCAUUACGUGACUUCAUCAUCCACUGUAGGAACAACAACAAAUGGUGCAGAUUUCUGUUCUUACAUGUAGUUACUAAGUGUUUUUGCUUCUGAGUGACCGCCUUGGUUUGCUAUUUAGGCUCAAAUCAUUCACAGGAGCUUUGACUGUAUAUAUAUGAAUAAUAGAGCCUAUUUAACGCCAUCAUAUCUUUUCAGGAACUUUAUCAGAUCUCGUCAGGAGGGGAAACAGAUCACCUGAAAUCCAUGUUAACAAAACUUCAAGAAGAAAACAGAAAAUUGAGACUGGAAUACGAAGUAACAGCAAAUAGUCAACCAGGUAUUUGAUUAAUUUUAUUAUUAACAAUACCCAUCUGUCCUCCUCACAAUUUAGGUUUCUGGGAAACUGCCCACCUACCCCUUCCCUAAGCUAACAUUAACACUUACUUCUCACUUGGGGCAAAAUGAUGGCUUAGGGGAGGGGUAGGUGGGCAGUUUCCCAGAUACCUAAAACUACAGUUGAAACUCCCGUCAAAGUAAUCAGCAAAUUUCAAAUCUUUCUGGGGAAAAUCAUAGCUAUAAGAUUAAGGACACUUAGCACUACUGUACAUAUGUUGUAUCGUCAAGGCAUAUUAAAAAUGCAGUGGAGGAUCCGGACCUUAAUGGGGCGGUCUCAAAAAAAAAUUCAUUUUCGGCCCUCCGGGCCUCAGUUUGGUCUAAAGUUAAGGGGGGCCCCGGACUCCUCCCCUAGAUCCGCCACUGAUUGACGCCUUUGCUUAAGCUUCUUAAUAGAAGCAACAUGAAUAUCUGUAUGUAUCGGCAAUAAAGUCUUCAGUCAGCAAGCUCUCUACUAGGAAAUUGUGAGUAAAGGCAAUGGAUCCCACAAAUUUUUAAUGGAGGGCUCGCUCACAGGCUGUCCACAAUUCUAAUACUUAACAUGUUUUUUCCAAAGCAACGGCUUACAUCAGCGCGCCUGGUGAUGCGGAGUUGAUGCACAAAAUGAAGGAGACUAUAGACAAUCAGCGAGACUCAAUCAGGAGUAAAAACAUGGAGAUCGACAGUUUUAGAAACGACCUAGAGGCGGUAGGUGGACCAUUUCACUCUGUCAUCCCUUAUAUCGACAUACGAAUUCUCCGGUCUUGAUCUUAAACGUUUUUAUUUUAUAAGAAGUGGGAGGAAUCUGGUCAAAACCAUUUAAAAGCUCAGAGUGGGAGGCCGGACCACAAACCAGGUCUUAAAAGAUCUGUAAGGAUCAUGCUUUAUGUGGUUGAACCCCUUCAGGCGAUCCCGUCAUUGGGCGGUGACGUUGAUUAUUAAGCUGUUGGUCUUGUCUCCUCUGUCUAUUGCACAUCAAUUUGAACGGGACGUAAAUGAAGUGACCUAACUGCUAUUCAACAAGAGUUAGGUUUGACUAGGCCCUGUUGUGUGAUCUAUCUUUUACAGGGGGGAGUGGACUGUCAGUCUAAUUUACCUCUUUGGAGUUCCCGUGCCAACAAUUGGCCAACCUAAUGCCGAGUGAAACCCGUAAGAUCCCGUCCUUGAUUUCCUCGACCUCUUUUACUGAUUAAGCGUUGAUCGGAUUUCGUUAUGGUAGUUGCAUCGUAAUGUACUGUACAAAACCUCUAUUUCAGAUGGAAGAGCAAAUUGAUCGUCUGACAAAUAUCAACGAGAGCGUGCGGAAAAGCCUGGGCGCCAGUCAGGCACGAAUAAGCGUUUUAGCAAAAGAAAAGGCGGAACUUCAGACAGAGCUGCGCACGCUCAAACGUCCAGCAACCCCGAUACAAGAGCAAGAGGGUCAGGAGGAGGAAAUCAUUGAAGAGAAAGGUGUCAUAUAUAAUGAUGACAAUGAACUACAAGAACAACAGGACAAUGCUAACGAAACUGAAGAGGUCGAAGACGAGGAAACGCCGCAAAACUCUUUCGAGAAGACAGAGGUUACUGUAAAUUUAAGCGAGGCAAAUCCUCCUCCAAAACCACCACGGUUGAAAGUCGAACUUGAAGCAACAGAAAACGGUGUUGAGUUUCACGACAAUCAUUAUAAUGGCAUUGAGGGAAAAGAAGAACAGAGAGAGAACAAAUCAGAUAUAAAUGGUAAUGAUGAGGAACAUGAAGAUGGUGACUGGGAGUUUCUUGGUGAGAUCGAGAAACCAGAUUACAAAAGAGAGAAGUCUGAAGAAGAGCGAAAAGUAAAGGCCGUUGUUAAUCACACUCGAGGAGAAAAGGAAAUAAAGCUUGAUCCAAAUCGACCGCGUUAUACCAAAGCAGAAAUGCUGGAGGUUUUAAUCGAAAGAAAUAACUUGAAGGAACGAGUGUUUGCUUUAGAGGACGAACUCAAAAUUUACAAACCCAGGUAACUACUUGAACUCUCACUGAAAAAAGUGCUGAAUUUAACAAGUGGCUUAAUUGUUACUUAUAUUUAGCCUUCUUGUACAGGAGCUUAACAUUUUGUUUGGGGUUAAACCCAUCAAUAAUAGAUGAGCUUGGGGAAUGGUGCCUGACAGAAAGGUGGAGACACAAAUCACACCGAGGCGAACGCGUAGGGUAUCCAUGACAACCCUGUGAGCGGCAACCACCAAGCACCGUCACACUGAAAAAACAGUGGAAUCUAAGAUAAUUACCACAUACUUACUAAAACAAGAGGGAUGGGAGGGCUUGGGGUAAAAAAACUAGCGAAAAACUGCCCAAUAGCGAGACAGGAAUGCAAAAUGACUUGACAUCUGAAGCCAAGCAGUAAAACAUGUGAAGCCCCUGCAGGCAACCCCCUCCCCUCCCCCCCUGCACACCACCAUUGUUUCGUGUUUAACUUAGACUAAAUUCCAUUUAGCCACAUAAAAGAUGUCAAUUUGUUGGUCUCCAAAAUGUUGGGCGGAUAAAAAAUUGGAUAACCACAUGCCUUCCUCGGUUUUUGCCUCCAAGAAUGCCCAAAUUUCCCCAAAAAAUCUAUUCAAGAUUAUUCAAAUUGGAUGGGCGCUUAUUUACGGUCGGGGUUUUGUUAGUUAAAUACUGUUGAUACUUUUCUUCUAGUUAUGCCACCGAACAAGAAGAUCAUGACCAUCUCCAUCAAACCUCACCAAGAAGACCAUCUAGACAUGAAUCCGGGAUAUCACGAAUGUGA